ACUAUCCAUAUGCCCUGUCAGGACCCUCAUCAUCCAUACGACCCUGUAUUGCUAAAUCUCCCCCUUUAAGAUUCAGUAUUGCCUUUAUAUUUAACAACACAUAGUAACAAACCCUCAGCUGUGUACACAGGCCAAGUGUUCGGCCUCUGAAUGAAUACAACAUUGCCAUUCACUGACAGCAAGCAGAAGUCUUGGUAAAGAAGUGUAACAUGAAGCGCCUGAUAAUAAGAAACCUGCAGGAGCUGAGGGGGGUGGAGGCCGCCAUGUUGUGGGGCUGAGCGCCCUCUAGUGAGCAGUGACGGGGCUGCAGGACGACAUAAGAAGAAACCCGCGAAGGGCUGACUGAAGCCUCCCUGCAGCCGGCUCCCAGAUCUUCGCCGAAGAAUGCCGCUGGUGGUGAGCUGGCCGUUCCCUGUCAAGUCGCGCGGUUUUCGCCAUGUUACCAGUACGGUGAUCACUGGGCUGGUGGGCUCGUACAGCUGGGUGUGGACCAAGUACAUGAACAGUCUGCGGGUGCACAACAAGGAGGUCUUAUACGAGCUGGUUGAGAAGCGGCAGCCGGGCACGCCGCUCAUCACCAUCUGUAACCACCAGUCCUGCAUGGACGACCCUCACCUGUGGGGUAUUCUAAAGUUUAGGCACCUGUGGAACCUGAAGACGAUGAGAUGGACCCCCACUGCUGCCGAUAUAUGCUUUACAAAAGAGAUGCACUCCUGGUUCUUCAGUAUGGGCAAGUGUGUGCCGGUGUGCCGAGGGGACGGAGUAUACCAGAAAGGAAUGGACUUCAUCGUGGAGCGGCUGAACGAUGGAGAAUGGGUGCACAUGUUUCCGGAAGGGAAAGUUAACAUGACCCAAGACUUUAUGAGGCUGAAGUGGGGCAUCGGACGUGUAAUAUCUGAGUGCACGCUGCAUCCCAUCAUCCUCCCCCUCUGGCACGUCGGAAUGAACGAUGUGCUUCCAAAUGAUCCACCGUAUGUGCCGCGAUGGGGACAGAAGAUCACGGUGCUGGUUGGGAGCCCGUUCAGCACGGCGUCUGUGGUGGAGAAGUUGAGAGCUGAGCACCGGACGCCGAGGGAGAUGAGGAAAGCAAUCACGGAUUACAUCCAGGAGGAGUUUCGUCAGCUGAAGUCGCAGGCAGAGAACCUGCACCAAAGCUUUAAAGAGCAGAGGUGACGAGAAGCCACCAAAGAGUAGACCUGCCGACGACGGCCACACACCAGAUGCCUUCCUAUGUAUUAUUUGUUUUUAAUCCAUCCGGAGCGCCGGGCACAGGCCAGUGAGGAGUCGGAGCGCGAUUCCCCCCCCCCCCCCCCCAUCAGGUUAUUACUUACAUUGGCGUCUACGCCAUAAACUGCUGCUGGAUCACAUGAAGGUGACGACAGAUGAAGUUACAUGGAGCAGCACAGUGAGGAUACAGGACUACUGAGCCCAAUAUCCUUUGACCUGUGCUGGGUCUUGAUGAUUUUAACCAUUUUUAAGCUGGAGAAGGUCUGCAUUAUGAUUUCAAGUCUUUUUAAUAAUGUCUCAAGGGGUUGUCGGCACCCAUUGCACUGCUCGUCCCAUCCCUGGAUUCUUCUUUUUUGUGCAGCCUUUUAUUUAUUGUACUGAUAUGGGCCAUACGCGUGCUGCAGGAAUGCACGAUGGCUGCCGAGACUGUUUUAUACUGUCCGUUUUUUCCAUAGCGGUCUUUCCAAUAAAGAUGACAUUUCUCUUUUUC
Bufo bufo (common toad) is the source of this 1717-nucleotide messenger RNA. RefSeq names its product tafazzin, phospholipid-lysophospholipid transacylase (gene TAFAZZIN). Gene Ontology annotation, biological process: inner mitochondrial membrane organization; cardiolipin acyl-chain remodeling. The record is from RefSeq and is a predicted model, not a curated record. NCBI's taxonomy places the organism in Eukaryota, Metazoa, Chordata, Amphibia, Anura, Bufonidae. Gene Ontology annotation, cellular component: mitochondrial membrane. Bases 385 to 1173 code for a protein of 262 amino acids. The transcript is spliced from 11 exons. Gene Ontology annotation, molecular function: 1-acylglycerophosphocholine O-acyltransferase activity.